UUGGUUUUGAACUGUUGGAGUGUAAUAGUGUAGGCUAAGUGCAAUACACAUACAUAGCACCUAGUCCAGAAUAUUCUUCUGCUUUAGAGGUAUCUACUCAUAUCUAGCUCAAUCCUGGAGUAGCGAAGAUAUCGACCAAUUUUUGCCACAGUCCUAAAAGACACCUACUAGUUGUUGGUCCAACCUGCAGAAAUAUUCUACCAUUUAUUCCAUCAGAGACCCACAGGAGGUACCUACUAGCUUCUAGCUCAAACCUGGAUGGAGGAAACUACCCAAUUUCUGCCCAAUACUGAAGAAAAUUAUUAAAACUUGAGCUUUACUAAGCGUCAGCAUCAGCUUAUUAACAAAAAUAGACAGAAAUGAUGAUAUUUAUACUUCUAAGCUGCGCUACUAUAGCAUCAGCUCAGCAGUGUACUACCAGUAAGGACUGUAGUUCUGUAGAAGCCCCACACUGCAGUAAGUGGGGCUGGUGUCAAUGGACCUCAGAGCAUGGGUCUAAUGGUCCAAAUCAGGAUGAUCAUGAGACAGAAGACUCAGAACGUUCGUUUCCAUCAACUGAUCAGAUAUCUCCGAAAGCUUAUGGAUUUGAGAAUGGAGAUGAUGUUUAUGACUAUUAUGGUUCCUAUGACAUUCUGAAAAAGGAACCAAGGGUAGAUGAGUUGAACUACAUUGACUCAAGUAUAUUUGGAGGCAAUAUCCAGCUGGUCAACGAAGACCAGUCAGAAGGCCAGCUGGUCAACGAAGACCAGUCAAUGGUCCAGGCUGAAGAGGAUGACCCACCUGAAGAAGAGGGUCAAGUGGGAAGAUCUGAUGUGCCAGCUGUUGGACUGGGUGGGGAGGAGAGCCAAGGAUGUCUGUAUGACUGCGUAAAUGAUUGUGUUGCUAUUGAUCAGCUGAAAGCGUACAGGGACUGUGUAGAUUUUUGUGGUGUAACUUGUGAAUAGAGAAAUUCUCGUUUAUUUAUUACUAAACAUUCAUGAAAUAAUAAAUAUGAGAUUAGA
Messenger RNA from Eurytemora carolleeae, 1001 nucleotides. RefSeq lists its product as uncharacterized. The coding region runs from base 360 to 944 and encodes 194 amino acids. The record is from RefSeq and is a predicted model, not a curated record. The transcript is spliced from 8 exons. Lineage: Eukaryota; Metazoa; Arthropoda; Copepoda; Calanoida; Temoridae.